AUGAAUAUAAAUCUUCUUUUUCUGAAAAAUUUAGAAAACGUAGUGAAAAUUUUCAAAAAUUCUAAAGUUAUGUCCAGGCAAAUGAAAACUAGAAAUACGAUAACUGAGAUUACAAAUAUUUGGAGAUUUUUUUUUUACUUAAAAAUCAACAUUCGAGUAGAAAUGAAUGAAGCUCUUCUUCCGAAAGCUCAUGAAAAAGCUCAAUUUUGA
Molecule: messenger RNA, 210 nt
Organism: Clunio marinus
Lineage: Eukaryota; Metazoa; Arthropoda; Insecta; Diptera; Chironomidae
Source: the annotation of a GenBank genome assembly